GGAAAGAUAUGCUACAUACUCAAUUUUCUUUUGCACUCCUCUUUCGUCUUCCUUCCUCUCUGCGCCAAAAGUCCUAAAACACUGUCGUAGUCCUAAGACCUAAGGUUCAGAGUAGUUGUGUAUAGGGUAUAGCCAUUGAUGGCUUCAGGUGCGAAAGAAUUGCCUUCCAACAACCCAGGCCUUCAGGCUACCCCUGAAGAUGCCACCAAAGGUUACUUCUUGCAGCAAACUAUGUUCAGGAUUAAGGACCCAAAAGUCAGCCUUGAGUUCUACUCCAAAGUAUUGGGCAUGUCAUUGUUGAAGAGAUUGGAUUUUCCAGACAUGAAAUUUAGCUUGUAUUUCAUGGGAUAUGAGGACACAUCAUCAGCACCCAGUGAUCCAGCUGAUCGUGUUUCUUGGACGUUUGGUCAGAAAGCUACCCUAGAGCUUACACAUAAUUGGGGUACUGAGAGUGAUCCAAAUUUCAAGGGUUACCAUAAUGGAAAUUCAGAGCCUCGUGGAUUUGGACACAUAGGAAUCACUGUUGAUGACGUAUACAAGGCUUGCGAGAGAUUUGAGAAACUUGGUGUGGAAUUUGUAAAGAAACCAAAUGAUGGAAAAAUGAAGGGGAUAGCAUUCAUUAAGGAUCCUGAUGGCUAUUGGAUAGAGAUCUUUGAUACACGUUCUAUCAGGGAGGUUACUUCUGACGCUGCUUGAUUUUACCUCUUCCCGCGUAUCAGUCAGGAGAUCAAUAAUCGACACCAAGGCUUGUUUGGUUAUGUUUUCUUGAAUUGAAUGUGUGUGGAUUUGAAAUAAUAAUAAUAAAAUGAAAAUAUUCUGCUGAUAUCUGUUGUAGUGUUGUCUCUGCUGAUAUUCUUCACACUGAGGAAAUGGAUAUUUUUGGGAAAUAUUUAUGCAAAUACUCUCGGAAAUUUGAUGCCUUAGAAGAAAAUGUUUUAGGGCCCGUUUGGUGAGUUUUAAGUGAUUUAAUAUUUGUAUAAUAAUUCUCCAAGCUUGUA
Molecule: messenger RNA, 998 nt
Organism: Cuscuta campestris
Lineage: Eukaryota; Viridiplantae; Streptophyta; Magnoliopsida; Solanales; Convolvulaceae
Source: the annotation of a GenBank genome assembly